GCAAGAGCUCACAGCACAAACGUGUCUCUGUUAUUUCUCUGCAGUGUUAGACAUUCAACUUGCCCCUCUGGGUUUCUUUGGCCUAGAGUGGGUAACAAUUUGGGGGCUCGUCCGGGAUUAGCGCCACCUACUGUUUGGGUGCUAAUCUAAAAAAAAAAAAAGAAGAACCACAGAAAAGCAGUUUCGGUCCAGAUUGGUGAGCUGAACGAGCAGGUUCCAGUGAUGGCAACCCUUCGAGAACUACGCUGGGAUAUUGAGAAACAGCUCCAUUUGCUGGUUGGCGAGUUGAAACACCAGGUGCUGUACGGAGUAGCUGAAUUCUGCCAGAAGGAGGGAGGAGAGGCGUUGCCAAGCGUGGCUGCUACAGAGGUGGACCUCUAUGACUUCAUCGUUGACUUUCUGCGUGGAGAGCAUUUGCAGAGUCUGGAGGACGAAGGGAUGUCCUGCUUGCUUACGCUCCGAGACCUCAUCGAUGAGCUGAAUGCUCCAGAGAAAGAGUUACCUUCUGCUGUAGAAGAGGAUCCAGAGACUGUUACAGCUAAAUCACCUUCAGCAUCGACACCGACUUCUGCAAAGGUUCAGGGGUUGGAGAAACACUAUAAAGAAGUUCUAAAUGUGUCGUGUGCUGAUUUCCACACAAUGGGAUUAAAACCCAUCACCUUCUUUCGUCAGGUCCUGGCCACUUGUUUCUACCCCUCCCUCCUAAAUGAUGAGAGUUUACCCUUGGAUGCCAGACAGAGAGCAGAAAGGAUUCUGAGAAAUUGUGAUGGAGGGAGCAUAGGAUCAUACACUCCUAUAAGUGGGAUUAAAGAAAUCCAGGCCUCCAUAUGUAAAUAUAUCACCAAACGCGAUGGUGUUAUUCCUGAUCCUGACAACAUCUACAUCACAAGCGGAUCCCAGAUGUCCCUCAUAAUGGUACUGAAGCUGCUGAUUCAGAGUGAGGGUUCUCUGAAGACUGGGGUUCUUACUCCUGUACCGUCUCACUCCGCCUUUAACAUGGCAGUGGCUGCUCAGGGGGGACUUGUGGUGCCUUACUACCUGUGUGAGGAACAGGGAUGGGCAGUGCAGAUUGAAGAAAUUUGCAGAGCCCUGCACAUGGCCAGGGGGAGAUGCAACCCGACUGUGUUAUACGUCAUCAAUCCAGGAAGUCCAACAGGUCACGUGCAAAGUAAGGAUUCGAUUGCUGAAGUGAUUCGCUUUGCUGCAGAAGAAAAGCUCUUCUUAAUGGUAGAUGAGGUACAUCAGGACAAUGUGUAUGGGAAAGGAAUUGAGUUUUAUUCAUAUAGGAGAGUGCUUUCUGAAAUAGGGCUCCCAUACUCCAGCAGCGUGGAGCUUGCCUCUUUUAACUCCGUCUCCAAGAGUGUCAUGGGAGAGUGUGGUCUGCGUGGAGGCUAUUUGGAGUUUGUGAACCUUGACCCUUUAGUGAUUCCACACAUCUACACAUUCUUCUGCACAAUUCCUUGUGGACCGUUGAGUGGACAAAUCGCUUUGGAUGUGAUGAUUGACCCUCCACAACCCACCCAGCCUUCAUAUGAACUCUACACUCAAGAGAUUCAGUUCAUUAGGCGCACAAUAAGCAACAAUGCCCAGAAGACAUUGGACGUUCUCAGUUGCCUACCUGGGAUCAGCUGUCAGCCAGUGAAUGGAGGAAAUUUUGCCUUCCCACGUCUGCACUUGUCCCAGUCUGCAAUAAAACAUGCCAAGGAGAAGCAGCUGGAGCCGGACUUGCUGUACUGUUUGCAUUUGUUGGAGGAUGAAGGCUUGCGUGUAGGAGCUGGAUGUGAACACGGACAAAAAGAUGGAACAUAUCACAUCAGGAUUUGCCUGGCGGUCCCGGAGGAGAUCAUGAAAGCCGUGCUACAGAGGCUGAAAAGUUUCCACCUCCGCUUCAUCAAAGAGUUUCCCUUAUCAUGAGAAUAAUAUUCUUAUUAAUUACAGAGUAGAUGACUAAAAGUCCAAAAGUUAAGUCAAUAUUAUUGUACACAUUUAGAGCCCUGAAAUAUGCACAUGACCGGGUUGCCAGAUUUUUCUUGAAUUUAGGGUCAGACACUGCUCUGGCUUACUCAAAUUCCAACUGCAUGUGCAAGCUCAUACGACUUCUGAAUAGCAAUCAGGUCUGUAAUUACGUCUGAGAUUUGUAUACGGAUUAAAUCCUCGACUCUGAAUACGGCCAUCGGUUCCUAGCCUUUGAACAGUAGCCUUAGUGAGAAAAUUCACUGCCAGGUUUUACUGUUUUACACACGUUACAUUUUAGUGUAGCAUUAACUAUAAUUAAUGUAAUAAAUCACUUUAUAUAUGCUAAUGAUCACUCUUCAAUCAGAGAAGACUGUAAUUAUUUUAAAUUAAAUGUAAUUAUAUUAAAUUGAAUUACAAAUCUAAGAAACAAACAAAACUGGAAAGUAAAUAAAAAAUUCUUUGACAGCCAA
This is a messenger RNA of Tachysurus fulvidraco (yellow catfish), 2426 nucleotides long. RefSeq names its product alanine aminotransferase 1. Gene Ontology annotation, molecular function: L-alanine:2-oxoglutarate transaminase activity; pyridoxal phosphate binding. Lineage: Eukaryota; Metazoa; Chordata; Actinopteri; Siluriformes; Bagridae. Gene Ontology annotation, biological process: biosynthetic process. Bases 223 to 1914 code for a protein of 563 amino acids. The transcript is spliced from 11 exons. The record is from RefSeq and is a predicted model, not a curated record.